Messenger RNA from Larimichthys crocea (large yellow croaker), 3569 nucleotides. RefSeq names its product methylphosphate capping enzyme a (gene mepcea). The coding region runs from base 314 to 2578 and encodes 754 amino acids. Gene Ontology annotation, biological process: snRNA modification. The transcript has 5 exons. The record is from RefSeq and is a predicted model, not a curated record. Gene Ontology annotation, molecular function: snRNA binding; O-methyltransferase activity; RNA methyltransferase activity. Lineage: Eukaryota; Metazoa; Chordata; Actinopteri; Sciaenidae.
CUCAGUGUAACAUGCCGGAGCCGGAGCCGGAGCCGGAGCUGGAGCUCUCCUCCGCCCCGGGCCGGUAGCUCGGAGCCCGGAUGCGCCGCCAUGCCCUCUCUCUUAGCGGAUGGAGUAACGCAUUGACCGCCUGCCGGACACGGAGAGCUCGCUGACCGGCUCCACGGAGAGCUCGCUGACCGGCUCCACGGCUCCAUCCAGGCGGCACAGAGGAGCCCGUGGCGCGGACACACCAGCACGGAACCUCCGCGCUGAGCUGAGUUUCAGCUCCACGUGGACUUCAUGUCUGGUUCUGGUCCAGGAUCCAGAGGACAUGUCUGUUGAUGAGGACCCCGUAAAGACCGGCAGUCCUCGGGUCAGCUCCACGUCGCCCCUGCAGCUCUCAGAUCGCACCGGAGGUUACAGCACCGUGUCCGUGAUGGAGGAGGGCACCGCCGCCACCCCCGACUUCGCCGCCGCCUGUCCGGCCUCGCCAAAACACACCAGCACCACGGACGCGCUGACCCGCUCACAGGACGACGGCGGGCAGAGAGCCCAAGCCAAUGAGAACAGCCGCAGGAACAGCUUCCAUCACUCCAAACAGCAGCAACAGACGAGGCUGACGAAGCGCCGCCACACGGCGAGCUCCGGGUUCAAACACCCGACAUCCGGCAAGAGGAGACGGCGAGCCAACUCGGAGAGCGAUUCCGUCCUGCCCACCAACUUCCUGCUGGGUGGGAACAUCUUCGACCCACUGAACCUGAACAGUCUGCUGGACGAGGAGGUCAACAGGGCGCUCAAUGCCGAGACGCCCAAAUCCUCGCCGCUGCCGGCGAAGAGUCGCGACCCCGUGGAGAUCCUGAUCCCCAGAGACAUCACCGACCCGCUCAACCUGAACAGUGGCAUUGCAGACAGCAGCUUCCUGGUGUCGCCCUUCAAGAGUGGCGGCAGGAAGAGACACCGCAACAGACACCACGGCGGGGCCAGUGGCGGGGUUGGAGGAGGCGGUGGCGGGGUUGGUGGAGGCGGGGUUGGAGGAGGCGGAGGCGGGGUUGGUGGAGGCGGUGGCGGGGUUGGUGGGAUUUCAGCUGCACAGAUGAGCGUCUCUGAAUCAGGACGAAGCGAGGUCAGAACCUCCACGCCGCUGCCCGGUCUGUUCUUGUCGUGUUCUGCUCUCCAUGUCUCUAAAGAGUCCAGUGUUCUGUCUGGCGUGCCCGUGAACUCCCAUGAGCCUUCAGCUGAGUCCUCCACCGGCUGCAGGGAUGAGUCCGCGUCCCUGGAGGACUCCACCUCGUCCGCAUCAGGGGCACCGAACCAGCACACGAGCCGACGCAAGCGCCGACGUAACUCGGGAAAAUUGGACCCGCCCGUGACCCACUCCACACCGGUCGGUAAGCCUGGACCUGCAGACCGGAGCUGCGGUUCUGGAGGUCCGAGAAGCUCUCAGUCGUCCUUCCACACACCGAGGAUCGGGUCCAAACCGGGUCCAGGAGGUCGGCAGCACCAGCAGCCCCACUACCAGGUGAGGGAGCAGCAGAAGAAGAAGUUCCAGUACGGGAACUACAACAAGUAUUACGGGUACCGAAACCCGGGCGCCAGCGAGGACCCGCGGGUCCGUGUGCUCCGCCCAGAGUGGUUCGAAGGUAAAGAGGUUCUGGACUUGGGCUGUAAUGCAGGUCACCUGACACUCUACAUCGCCAAAAUGUUGAGACCGGCCCGUAUUCUGGGCCUGGACAUCGACAGCGGUCUGGUUCAGGCAGCCCGGAAGAACAUCCGGCACUAUCUGUCCGAGCUGCAGACCCAGGAGGCCCGACGGGCCUUGCAGAACCAGGAAGCCCGACGGGCCUUGCAGAACCAGGAGGCCCGACGGGACCUGCAGAACCAGGAGGCCCGGCGGGACCUGCAGAACCAGGAGGCCCUGCAUCCCACCAAACAGGAGGAGAGGAACGGAGGAGAGAAGCACAACGAUACGGAGGGCAGCGAGGAAAGUGGAAAGACUGCAGAGCCUGAGACCAGAACCCAGACCAGAACCCAGAGUGAGGACAGCAGACCCGAGGUACCGGAUCAGGAAGACUGUGAGUCUGCUGGCAGUGAUCAGUCCAUCAGCUGCUCAUUCCCCGUCUCUCUAAAGAUCUCCAGAGGUCCGAUUGCCGCUCCCCCGCUGACGGAGACGUCCACGACUCGACCCGGAGAGUUCCCGUCCAACGUGUCCUUCAUCAAGGCGAACUACGUCCUGGACAACGACACCCUCCUGCUGACGCAGCGGGCGGAGUACGACGUGGUGUUAUGUCUCAGCGUCACAAAGUGGGUCCACCUGAACUGGGGCGACAGCGGGCUGAAGCGGUUCUUCCAGAGGGUCUACAGACACCUCCGUCCUGGAGGUCUGUUCAUCCUGGAGCCUCAGCCGUGGGAGUCGUACGUGAGGAGAAAGAAGCUGACGGAGAACAUCAGCAGGAACUUCCACAGCAUCCAACUCAGACCGGACCAGUUCUCCUCAUACCUCACGGCCGAGGUCGGCUUCAGCAGCUUCGAGUACCUCGGUGCCCCAAAGUGUUCGCUCAGAGGGUUCCAGAGGCCCAUCUACUUAUUUCACAAAUGACCGCUCUGCCUGGAAACCACGAGGUCGCAAAAACAGCCUGCCGGCCCGGACCACAAAAACAGAUCAGAACCAUCUUGGUCCUUCACGGGUCCUGCAGCUCCUCAGCGGCGCUGACGAUGACUCAGAGAGGACGAUGGGACCAAAAGAGGACUUCAUUUGAGAAAGACAAGCCCUCAGGAGACCCGGAUCCUCCGGGACUCAGACCGGACCAUCAGGGCUCAGGUGGUCCUGGACUCAUGGCCACCGCGCACACACACACAUUAUGUUUCUAUGGCUGCACUAUGAUUGGCUGCCGCUCUGUGACAUCACAGAUCUGGAGGAAGCAGCUGGACUUCAAACAUCGUGAUGUGUGUUCAUGUGUCUCACGUCAUCUCGUGUCCACGUUCCCGUCUGAACUUUAUUUUGUAAAAGAACUUUCAAUGUUUCACAAACGACGACAAUGAACGCAAAAGCAUCAAACACGUGACCUCAUUGCAGCAUCAUCAGUUCAGACAAUGUUCACGUCACUUCCUGUCUUGCUGAUGCUCCGUCCUGAUUGGUGGGGUUUAUCUGAGCUGUGAUGUCAUAGUUCGAUCUGUUAACACAAUGUUCUUCACGGCGUCCCUCGUGAGGCGUUCACUGACUGUUUGAAUUUUUAUCAAAUUUAAAUUCUGUUUGUAUUGAACGCUGCCAAACUUCUUCAUCUUCAUCAUAGUCUUUGUCCUGAUGAGUUUAGGUCCGUCAGUCUUUGUAGUUUUCUUGGUGUGCACUGAGCGCCUUUUGGUUCUGGUUCGGUUCUGAUGACAAAUGUUUCUAUUUUAGUGAUUUGAUUUUUUUUUCAUGUUCAAACUGAUUUUUGUCUUUGUUGUUUUCAAAUGUUUCCUGCCACCGUGAGUCACAGCUCGUUAAUGAGCUCUGUAACGAACAUGUUGAUGACUGGUUCUGGUUCUGUGUGCAGGAUGGUGGAUUGUCAAAUUGGCUCUUUAUUUUUUUUAUAAACAGUUUGAAAGUC